CCGAGGGCGGCCACGAUGCAGAAAUCCAAUGGUGGCUUGAACCCGCAGCUGACAGUACCAUUCCUCUGGACUUUCGCCAGCAGAAGACUCCUCGUGUCCGAUUCGGCAGCUUAUAGGGUCCCGAGACCGCGGGCGGAUAUUGCUGUAAAGCCAGCAGAGCCAGCUCUCGGCCAGCAACAAGGCGGACAACGGAGCGGAGUUUCUCUCCCAACAACCAACGCCUUUCCAGCUUCACUUCAGGCUUCAUUUGCCCUCUUUUCUUACGCUGCGCUGCUACAAAGGGCUCCCCCCGCGGCGUAGCAUCCUUGCCUGUUUCGGACUCUCUGUAUCCCGCCUCUGCCAACAGCAUCUUCAGCUGUCAUUUCAAGCGAAAAGCAAGCACUCACUUCCCUGCGUGCGUGCGGGCUCUGUGCACGACACACCGACACCAACCCCACGGGCACAUCGUAAUCCAGCGUCUGCCGCUGACCUAUCGCUGCUCGUCCGCCUUGUCGUUCCAAGGAAACGCUCUAGGCCCGUAGGCCUGGAGAGUCUGAUCACUCACGGUACCAUGAAGUUCGGCAAGACUAUCCAGAAGCGACAGCUUGAAAUUCCCGAAUAUGCCGCCAGCUUCGUUGAUUACAAGGCGUUGAAGAAGCUCAUCAAAACUCUCAGUGCAACGCCUGUGCUACCCGCUCAAAGUCAUGGAGUACAAGACGUUCAGGACCCUCAAGCCUCGCUUCAGGCAAAUAAGGCGUCCUUUUUCUUCAGAUUAGAACGAGAGCUCGAGAAGGUCAACACGUUCUACCUUCAGAAAGAGGCUGAACUGCGUCUACGAUUGACCUCGCUCCUCGAUCAGAAGACGUCGAUGCAGGCACGGCAACCGCCGGCGUCAAAACUCUCGUCAAGAUAUAUCGCCCUCGAGGAAGGCUUCCGACAAUUUAGCUCGGAUCUCGCAAAGUUGCAGCAAUUCAUCGAGAUCAAUCAGACUGCAUUCUCUAAGAUACUGAAAAAGUGGGACAAAGCCUCAAAGCAAGAGACAAAGGUCAUAUUUCUUUCGAGAGCUGUCGAGGUGCAGCCAUGCUUCAAUCGAGAUGUCAUCUCCGAGCUUUCGGACCAAGCGACAACAAAUCUCUUGGACUUCGCAGCGUGGGCCGAAGGGGAGAAAAUGCACUAUAUCCUUACAAAUGGUGACUCUGAAGUAGUUAGGCCAGCUUCUCAAGACGAGGUUGAUUUUGACACUCAGGUUUUUCAAGCCAUCGCGGCUGGAAAUCUUACUGUAAUCCAAGAUUGGACGGCCAGGGUUGGUAAUCUUCCCGAUGCUAGGCAGCGUAUCACGAAAGCUUUCCUCAGUUCUGCUGAGGAGGCACCGGAAAUGGCUCUCCAGCUACUGCUCCAGACUGGGCAAGUUGAUCUGAACGAAAUAGACGAGAUCAACCAACGAAAUAUACUCCAUCGUGCAGCGAUAUCCGGACGGCAAGUACUGCUACAAAUCGGUAUCGCUGGCCACGUGGACGUGCACGCAGUCGAUGUUUACGGGCGCAUACCUCUGCACUAUGCCUGUAUACGAGGUUCAGUCGAUAUGGUUCAGGCACUCCUUGCGGCUGGCCCGGACACGGUCGAUACCCGAGAUCACGACAAUUUCACGCCUUUGAUACACGCCAUAGUUCACUCCAACCUAGCCGUCACACAAGCAUUGCUCUCUGCAAACGCAAAAAUCGAUCGUCUGACCGAAGCCGACCAUAUUCCUCUCAACCUCGCAUGCCAACAUGGAUCAAUCGAUAUUGUGCAAGAAUUGCUUCGAAGAAAGCCACAAAUCCUUCCAGAUGCUGAGGGUCUGUAUCCACAACAUCUCGUAGCGAGAUCUGCCAAGUCAUCGCCACAACUUUUGCUCUUGCUACGAGAAUAUGGGUUGGACCUGAAUCAGCCUGAUAAGUUGUACCAAUGGACACCUAUAUUUCAUGCUGCUAGCGAGGGAAAUGUCGCCGUCUUGCAAGCGCUACUAGGUUGUGGUGUUGACCCAUCGAUUUUGGACGAGAAGGGUUUGUCGGCACUAUACUACGCAACGUGGGAGGGCCAUCUCGAUUGCAUGAAAUUGCUUGCAGCUCAGACGGACUCAAUACUAGGGAAGAGGAAGGAGUCGCAAAGGACCCCACAAAUACCUACGCUUCCCCCUUCACGUACUCCACAUGCUAAAGCUAAGGAGGCGAUCGAUAUACCGCCGCUCAUCCUGCCAUCGCCGAUCAUCCCCGUCCGUCGCUACGGCCAUAACUUCCUCGAAUCUAAAACAUUCGUAAUCAUUAAUUUCGGCAAUCUUGGCUACGAGGCCAUACAGUUUUACGAGGAGAACAAAUACCCCGCUGCGCGCCUUACGAUCUCUUCCAAGUCCUCCGAUCUGAUCCCUCAGAACUUGCUUCUACCCAUUCAGGACGAUUACAAAAUCAUUUCGUUUCAAAUUGACAACGUCGACACGUUCACGAUUGAAUUCGACGUAUAUCCCACUUUCGGCACCAGAGUGAUUGCGCGCGCGGUCGCUUCUUCAAAGGUAUUCACGGAGGGUACGAGUAGCAGUGGCAAAUGGCAUCUCGAAUUACUUGACCCUCGGCUGAGAGCUAUAGGGCGCGUUAGUUUCAACUUCCAAGUCAUCAAACCAUACUCAGGUAUUCCUCUCGAGAUCACACACUUCGCAGUAUACUGGAAAGAGACGGAUCAAAAACCACACAACGCAUCGCUCAUAACCGGAUCAAGUUUAUCUGGUGACUACUGCCGUUUGUAUGUUCAAAUGACGAGAGAUGGAGUGGCAAUAUUAUCGCCAACGUGGAAACUCUCUACUGGCGUUUUGCAGGUGCCUGUAAAUCGACUGACUCACGCGGAGUAUCUUGAGCUUGGAAAGCUAAGAGAUGCUCCUGAUACUUCAGGAGCUCUUGACAGACUCACCUCACUCCUUCAAGAAUCAACGAGUGCGGCGGCACUGCCAGAUAUACACGAGCUCUUUGCGAACGCAUCUAUGACCCUGCAGGAAGCACUCAACAUUCUCCCCCUUGAGAUUCACGUCGAGUUACAUGUCAUGUUUCCGUCUUUGAAAGAAGAGACUGAGCUCGGCUUGGGGCCAACGCCUAACAUUAACACCUUUGCUGAUCGUUUGUUGACCGUGGUCUUCGAACAUGCUCGUGCUAUGAGGGAAAAGACCGAUGGAUACUUACGGAGCAUCGUCUUCUCAAGCAACAAUCAGGAUGUCUGCACAGCUUUGAACUGGAAGCAACCGAACUAUCCAGUUCUGUUAUGCAACUCACUUGAGCAGAGCAUAGAAGUUUCAGGAGUCAAAAGCAUCCCUGGUUUGGGUCGGACCACGUUUUCGAUUAAGGAGGCAGUGCAACUUGCGAAAAACAACAAUCUCAUGGGCAUCAUAUGCAGCUCAAAGCUUCUGGAUCUUGCUCCCAAGAUUUCGGAAUCGAUCAAAACCGCCGGUUUGGUACUCAUCUCGGACGUUUCAGCCGAUCCCGAAUCUGAAAGCGCAAGACAACAGCUUGGUCCGCCCAACGAUGGCGUAGACGGUAUUUUUAGAAGUAAUGGCGUUUUGAGAUUCCACGAUUCAAUCAACAUGUGAAAUGAUCAAAAGUGCGUGCAUUUAGGGCGUGGGGAGGAAGGAGGGGAGGCGUGGGCGCUCGAAUUAUUCAACGCUAGUGGUUCUCUAGUACCUUAAUCUCGAGGUACCACAGCCGCUUCAUAUAGACGAUAUAGCCAAGGCACGGCGAACGUGGAAUUUGUAGAGCACAGUCUUUGGCUCUUUUGGGGAUCACGUACUUAUCAAACAAGCGGCGAAGUAGUAGAUCAAAAUCCAUGGUAUCAUCGUGAUCGUUGAUAUCAAACUAUCCGUCAUAAUAAUCAUCAGGCACCCUUGUAUCCGUACUUCAAAUUCU
This is a messenger RNA of Verruconis gallopava, 3899 nucleotides long. RefSeq lists its product as uncharacterized. Gene Ontology annotation, molecular function: protein binding; phosphoric diester hydrolase activity. Gene Ontology annotation, cellular component: cytoplasm; nucleus. The transcript is spliced from 11 exons. The record is from RefSeq and is a predicted model, not a curated record. Bases 551 to 3586 code for a protein of 1011 amino acids. Gene Ontology annotation, biological process: lipid metabolic process. NCBI's taxonomy places the organism in Eukaryota, Fungi, Ascomycota, Dothideomycetes, Venturiales, Sympoventuriaceae.